Molecule: messenger RNA, 933 nt
Organism: Blumeria graminis f. sp. triticale
Lineage: Eukaryota; Fungi; Ascomycota; Leotiomycetes; Helotiales; Erysiphaceae
Source: the annotation of a GenBank genome assembly
AUGCAAUCAUCGAGUUCAUCUAUCCAAUCGGCUCGAAAACAAUCGACAGGCCGCCAUGCUGGCAUGGUGACGCCUCCCUCGACGCGCACAUCCGACGACUUCAAGAAACAGCAUCGCCGCAAGUCGAGCAAAGAUCAGAGCUUGUUGGAAAGAAAAGUACGACGACCAUCGGCAAAUCACAAGAUGCCUGGGCAGAGCCUCUCAAAAGGGACAACUGCCGGUCGUCCUGCCACUUCUACAACUGCUGCCGCUACCGCUGCGUGCAAAAGCGUGCGUACGGCUAAGAAUGAAGAACCUGCAUGGGACAUGGAGGCAUUUCCUCAGUUCUGUAUGACGUGUGAGAAGCAAUUCCUCCACUCACAGACAACCUUGCUAUACUGCUCUGACAGGUGUCGUCUGCGAGACCAGCUGGCGCUAUCUAAUAUCACAUCUUCGCGCUUCAUCUACAACGACUACAUGCCAGCUACAAAUCUUCGAACUGAAGGUCCAGAUAUUCUUCCUCGAUAUUCGCCGACUCCGUCUUACCCAGCUCCCCAUCGUCCGGCUUCUAGCCCUAAUCAAGCCUUAGAGUCUUUGCGCUCUCUUGCUACGGCGCUGCCCCGUGUCAAAGAUAGCUCGUCCCCAUCGGUGCCCCGUUCCCGAGCAGGCUCUGGAUUCUGGAGCCACGCGUCCUUCACAGCCAAAGCCACUGUCAAACCGGGCCUUGAACCCUCUCCCCCUGCUUACAUUGUUAGUCAAGGCCAUGGCCCAGUAUUAAGUGUCAAGAAUCUUGGAUCCAAAACGGACUAUUUUGCUUCGUAUUCUGGGUAUAUGAACUCGAGGAAAUGGGACACUCUUACGGACACAAAUCGGCCCUUACCUAAAAAGGUUGCUACAGCUGGCUGUGGCCAACGAUCGCGCAGUAUCGAUCUGAUUACUCCUUUGGGAAUAUAA